CUAUGUCUGCUCGUCAAUCGCUAUAUUCUCGACAACAGUAGUUUCACCAAACAAUACCUGCUCAGGACUGACUUAAUAUUGAUAGUUACGCAUUCAUUGGUUCACUAAUGUGAGAAGACUGUUUUGCACCGGUUUGGGGUGUUUUAAAGCGGGAAUAAAUGCCGUAAAAGUAAAGAUGUCGAGGAAAUUUCGACCGGUUCCACACAGUAGUGGUAUGUACAGCGUUCGCGGCUCAGAGCUUGCAAGAACUGGCAACUCUAACCCACAAAAGAUUCGCUGUGUCGUGGAACUAUUGGAUGAUUCGGAGUUCAUCAUCGAUUUAGAGAAAGAUGCAAAAGGGGAACUCUUACUUAAAGAAGUUUUCAAGCACUUGGAUUUACAAGAAAAGGAAUUUUUUGGAUUGCAUUACUUUGCUCCAGAUUCUCCUGAUAAUAUGGUUUGGCUUAAAGAUGACAAGUUAAUCAGAAAGCAGAGGAAAGGUCCUACACCUUACAUUUUCUAUUUUGGAGUGAAAUUUUUUGUAUCAGAUCCAGCAAAGUUAUCAGAAGACCUAACAAGAUACUAUUUUUACCUUCAAAUUAAGAGAGAUCUGCUAACUGGAAGACUACCUUCUUUCUAUGACACUGCUGCUGAGCUUGCUUCUUAUGUCCUUCAAGCUGAGCUUGGHGACUAUGACCCAAAGCUUCAUCUGGAUGGUUAUGUUGGAGAGUUUAGAUUUAUUCCUGAUCAGACUGAGGACUUUGAAGAAAGAGCAUCAGAGUUCCAUAAACAUCAUGUUGGCCAAACUCCAGCAGACGCUGAAUUCAAUUAUCUUGAAGUUGCCAAAAACCUGGAUCUAUAUGGUGUAAGCCUGCACUGUGCACAGGAUACACAAGGAACUGAUCUGUACAUUGGCAUAUCUGCUCUUGGUCUUACUGUAUAUCAUAACAAAUGUAAAAUCAACUUUUUUCCAUGGUCUAAAGUGGUYAAAGUCUGYUUCAAAAGAAAAAGGUUUUACAUUCAAAUCCGUCCUGAUUGGAAUGAAUGGAAAGACAACACCAUUGCCUUUCAAAUGCAAACUUACAGAGCCACAAAGAACCUUUGGAAAACAUGUGUAGAGUACCAUUCAUUUUACAGGACCCACUGCCCUAAACCCAUGAAUAAUCGCCGGCUAUUUCGAAUGGGCUCAAAGUACAGAUACAAGGGGAAGACUGAAUAUCAAGCUAUUGAAGAAAGUCGAAGCCAUGUAAGACCAGAGCCUAAAAUUGUUAGGACUCUAAGUCGACGGUAUUCCAAACGUAGUGACUCAGGUACAUGGUCACGGAGCUUAAGAAGACUAGAUCUAGAUCGCGAGUUUGAGAAGGACACAUCAGCGUUCAUUGAGAAACAUGCACCUCCAUUCCAUUACUCCUCGGCACCUAACAGCACUGACAAGCUUAAUAGAAUUGGUAAUGUCAAGAGGUCCCACAGUACUAGCGCCAAUGUUGGAGGAUUAGUGAAGCCAUCGCAUGAGAGUCAUAAGAAAGAAGGAUCUUGUGAUUCCUUGGAYAGUAAAGGGUCAGAGGGAGACGAAUCAAAGGUGGGAAAUGGUACGACGCCACAGGAAGGUCUCAUUAACGUCAGGAUGGAACCUGAUGAAUUGGGUCGCUUUGGUUUCAAUGUUCAGGGUGGCUUUGACAUCGAGUUGCCCGUCAUCAUAUCCAAGAUUGCUCGUGCAACACCGGCUGAUCUAUGUAUGCCGCAGUUACAAGAAGGAGAUGAAAUCAUAUAUAUUAACGGACAGGCCAUGAAGGGACUCACACAUCAAGAGAUUGUCGACUUAAUACGUAGUAUAAGCUGCUCAAAAAACCAAGUAUUAAUACUAACUAUAAGACCAAAUGUUUUCGCCUCUCAAGGAGCAAGAUCUCUUGCCGAGUCGCCAGAGAACGUGAUUUCACCCGAGCAGUAUUCAGCAGCCGAGUUACAACAUGAAAAGCAAAAAAUAGCAGCCAAACAAGAAAAGGUUGAUUCACGUGACGAAGAGGCUCUUAGAGUAUCCAUGGAACAAUUACGAGAGAAUCUAGAAAGUGGAGACCUCUUGAUGUAUUUUCAAGAACUUUAUCGGAAAAAGCCGGGAAUGUCGAUGGACGAAGCUCGAAAACCUGAAAAUCUCCCAAAGAAUAGAUAUCGUGAUAUUCUUCCAUAUGAUGAUACUCGAGUAAAGUUGAUAAAGGGAAAUAGUGAUUAUAUCAACGCCAACUAUGUGAAUAUGGAUAUCCCGUCACGCGGAAUUGUACUAACAUACAUCGCAGCCCAGGGACCGCUAGAAAAGACUUGUAAAGAUUUCUGGCAGAUGAUUUGGGAAAAGGAAUCCACGUUAGUUAUCAUGCUUACGACCACUGUUGAAAGAGGACGGGUGAAAUGCCAUCAAUACUGGCCUGAGGGGGAGGAUACGUGGACAUUUGGUAAUCUAGAGAUUAUAUGCACAAAGAUUAGAGAUUUCUCACCGUCUUAUGUUUAUCGAGAGAUGUAUGUCACUGAUAAUAAAAGUCUGCGAAGCAGAGUAGUUGUACAGUUGCAAUAUUUGGCUUGGCCUGAUCACGACGUUCCUGAGGACGCAACAGACUUCUUAGAAUUUAUUCACAGUGUCAGGCAUUACCGUGAGGGGACUAGUACCCCAGUCGUGGUGCAUUGUAGUGCUGGUGUUGGUCGAAGCGGUGUGUUAAUGUUCUCCGAGACGGCUUUCAAUAUGAUUGAAGGCGCAGAGCCAAUUUAUCCUUUAGAAAUAGUCAGGAAAAUGAGAGAUCAGCGAGGAUCACUUAUCCAAACGCCUGGCCAGUUCUUGUUUGUCUGCGAAGCGACGUUAAAAGCGUAUGAUGAAGAAGUUGUAAGACCUCUACCUAGAAGCUGAGGUUCUAUAUACAAGUAAUGCAAUUUUUUUAUACCAUCGAUACCAAGAACUUCAAAGCAUUCAUCUUCGCAUACGUCUCUGGUACAAGUGUCCAGGAAGAAGAGAUGGUGAUACAGUGAAUAUCAAGACAAUCGACUCUAAACUUGCUUGGAAAGGAAAAAAGCGAGCUAUGUUGAUGUUCAUGAUGAUGAUGAUGAUGAUGUUCAUGAUGAUGAUGAUGAUGAUGAUGAUGAUGAUGAUGAUGAUGAUGAUGAUGAUGAUGAUGAUGAUGCGUAUUGAUGAUAACAAUGAAUUAGAAAAUUAGAAUUGACAUCGAUAACUGCAACAGUUAUACAUCUUAUAACAAAUAGGAUAAAAAACAUUUUUAUAUUCACUACUUMCUGGUGUGUUCUAACACAUAUUAAACUGRGUACUMUAAGUAUUUUUUUAUUAUUUCAUUUGUGAUGACGUAGUGGUUUGCCAAAUACGAUGGAAACUGCUCCUUGUGUCAAUAGAGUCUCUCYAGGUCCUUUCCUCACAGCCUAAAUGCUCUAUAGGCAGACUAUCAGACUAUAUGAAUGGCUAUUUUGUUAGUGAGUGUCUAGAUAUCUCAAAUGGUGCCACCCUUUAGGGCCUUUAUGUCAAGGAGCUUGAUAUCAUCUUCUGAUAUUCGCGUUGAAUUACGAGUGUGUAGCCAUAAGCAUAAGCAAAGCUUAUGCCCGGUCCGGUUCUACGCUUUGUUUCGCAUGUGCCAUUUUUUUUUCUUAUGACGUCACGUGUGUUUCGGCGAAAUGCAUCAUGGUAUUGAUGAAAAAAUCAAGAUUGUGGAUGUCUUUAACAACUACCAAGGGCAAAGUUUCUUUGCGAAAUCAACUUUAUUAGUCGUCGAGGAUGCUUUUGAAAGCAGUAAAUAUACUGCCUACAAGAUAAAGUAUGCUAAAACACCCGUUUGCGAAAAUGAUGUUUGGUAUUCAGAAAACAGCCAGAAACAACGGGCAUGCUAAAAACAACAGUUUGUUUUCYCAUCAAUYCCAUGGUGUAUUUCGCUAACGUCAUUAGGGCAAAGCACCAUUCACUACUAACUUCAAUACAUGUUAAAUACGCCGUGAGAAACAGUCGAAUAUAAUGCAAUGAUUUGAACAGUUCCUACGGCGUAUUUUACAUGUGUCUUUGCGUUGUGCUGUCGUGUUCGUGGUAUAACGCCUUUAAGUACAAUUCAGACCCUGUUAGCCUGUUCAUAUUUUUAGAUGACAGCGAUUGUAAUUUUAGAUGAAAAUAUCGUUCUAUCGUAAAUAGCUAUGCGAUUUUAUUUAAAUGACAGUGCUAAAUAUAUAAAAUCAUGUUAAAAGGUAUAAUAAAGUGUUACCUUAUUAUUUCUAAAAA
This is a messenger RNA of Exaiptasia diaphana, 4231 nucleotides long. RefSeq names its product tyrosine-protein phosphatase non-receptor type 4. Gene Ontology annotation, molecular function: protein tyrosine phosphatase activity; protein binding. Gene Ontology annotation, biological process: protein dephosphorylation. Gene Ontology annotation, cellular component: cytoskeleton. The transcript has 35 exons. Lineage: Eukaryota; Metazoa; Cnidaria; Anthozoa; Actiniaria; Aiptasiidae. The record is from RefSeq and is a predicted model, not a curated record. The coding region runs from base 176 to 2869 and encodes 897 amino acids.